This is a messenger RNA of Hypomesus transpacificus, 4199 nucleotides long. It is a transcript of the gene ehmt2, whose product is annotated as euchromatic histone-lysine N-methyltransferase 2. The record is from RefSeq and is a predicted model, not a curated record. Bases 23 to 3760 code for a protein of 1245 amino acids. NCBI's taxonomy places the organism in Eukaryota, Metazoa, Chordata, Actinopteri, Osmeriformes, Osmeridae. Gene Ontology annotation, molecular function: protein-lysine N-methyltransferase activity; p53 binding; zinc ion binding. The transcript is spliced from 28 exons. Gene Ontology annotation, cellular component: nucleus.
AACUCUACGUGAACUACGUUGAAUGCAAAGUGAAAACAUGUCGGCAUCCGAGGAAUCGAUUAAGGAGUCGACAGAGAGCGAUGAGGUUGUAAAUGAAUCCGAAGUAAAACGUCCAACCACAACGGAUAAAGGUGAUGCAGGUGACAUUGCAGCUGUAUCUACCGAUAAGACGGGGACCAUGGGCGAGUUGGCGUCUUUGUUGCCUUUGCAGCAGCUGGAAACGCUUGGAACCAAAGCUGUGGAGGAGAGCGAAAGACUAGCCUCUCCUUCUUCUUGCACGUCUGGCAGGGAAGCCACAGGUCAAGCAGCCAAGACAUCCACCUGCCCCUCUCUGCUCUCCCUCUCCUCAUCGUCCUCAGCCUCCUCUCUUCUCUCCUCCUCUCCUUUGUCCACAACCUCAUCCUCCCCUCUUGUUCGAGCCAAAAUGAGUGUCUCUGGUCCGGGCAGUAGUAAGGCUCUCCUACUACCUCCUUCAUCCUCUCCACCUCUCGUCUCUGCUCCGCCAACCAAGGUCCACCGUGCUCGCAAGACCAUGAACAGACCACCCAUAUCACAAAUGAGGUGCAUUGAGUCACCAGUUAUGCCAGUCCAACCUUCAGAGCCCACCAUCAGCUUCACCACAGACAAUGAUACUGCCAAAAGGAGAAGGCUGGGCCUGGCCUCGGAGACCACACCUGAGAGGGCAGAGAAUGUUCUGGAGAAAGAGAAGAAGACAAACCAUCUGGCCCAUGGAAAAGGUAUGGAGCUGGUUGCCACAGCUACCUCUGGUCAACGACGCAACUGGUUGGAAGGUGCAGAUGAAGAAGAGCUUCUCUCCUACAAACGUCACACCAGAGAUGACACAGGAAAUAAGUCUGAAAAUGGGGGGGUGGUUAAAAGGCUCCAUGAAGGUGGUUUGGAGGAAUCGGACCUUUCUGACAAACGAGCCACCUCUCUGCAACAGCCUGCAGAUUGUGAUCCUAAGAGGAGGGGCCAGGGCAGCAAGGGGCGGAGUGAGUCGCCAUGGACACACCCAGGGCGGGGCAAAGGGAGAGAAAGAACUGAAGGGGUGGAGACAGUGGGAGGUUCUGCAGCUGCCACUCCUGGAGGGAACAGUGACUACACAGAGGUUCCCCUGGGGGCUCUGGACAUCUCUGCUGCCGACAGUCUCACCCUCUCACCACACCACGAGGGCAGUGAUGGUGGGGAGACAGAGCGUCUGGAGGAGCUCCCGCUGUGUAGCUGCAGGAUGGAAGCGCCUCGUGUGGACGGGGCCAGCCAACAGGCCAACAGACAGUGCAUGGCCACGGAGAGCAUCAAUGGAGAGUUGGUGGGCUGUACCAACAUCAUCGUCAAGAGGGAGACCAUGCGUCCGUCCAGUCGAGUGUCCCUUCUGGUUUUGUGUGAGAGUCACCGGUCGCAUAUGGUCAAACACCACUGCUGCCCUGGCUGUGGAUACUUCUGCAUAGCGGGCACCUUCCUGGAGUGCUGUCCAGACCAUCGCAUUGCCCAUCGCUUCCACAGGGGGUGUGUGUCUGUGCUGGGGGGUGGGCGUGCCAGGGGGAUGGGCACGGGCAUGCUCUUCUGCCCCCACUGUGGCGAGGACGCCUCCGAGGCCCAGGAGGUCACCAUCCCUCCCUCCGCCGCGGCGUCGGUGGUGACCACCUCAGCCUCCUCGACCACAACGCCGUCCAUCCCGCCCGCCGUCCCCCCCGCCCUCUCCCUGGCAGCGUCCACGGGGGCCGUGAAGAACGGGAAGAGGCCCGAGGGCCCCGUCAGUGCCCGGAUGCGUGGGCGUGGGGUGGUGAAGCGGGACUCUGAGCUGCAGCCGAAUCCCCAGCCGCCUCCAGGCUCAGCCUCUCCAGAGGGGGCGCCCCUCCCAGCGGAGGGGGGAGUAGACAGUGUGGGACCCUCCAUCUGCCUACCCAACGGCAAGCCUGUCUGCCCCAGCGCUCUUCCACCAGGGCCCAGCAGGGCGGCGCUACAGAAGGCCUUUCUCACCCAGGACACAGAGAGGAGGAAGAAACUGAGGUUCCACCCCCGCCAGCUCUAUCCAGCCGCCAAGCAGGGGGAGGUGCAGAGAGUUCUGCUCAUGCUCAUGGACGGCAUAGACCCAGCCUACCAGGCUGACUCGCAGAACAGGCGCUGUGCGCUCCACGCCGCAGCCCAGAGAGGCUUGCUGGAGGUCUGCUACAUGCUUGUGCAGGCGGGCGCUAAAGUAGACGCCCAGGACAAAGCCCUGAGGACGCCACUCUUGGAGGCCAUAGUCAACGACCACGUGGAGGUGGCCAGGUACCUGGUGCAGAGUGGAGCCUCUGUCUAUCACACGGAGGAGGAUGGCUACACUGGGCUGCACCACGCGGCCAAGCGGGGCAGUCUGGCCAUCGUGACCCUGCUGCUGGAGACGGGACAGGUGGAUAUAAACGCACAGGUGGGGGAGAGCGAGUGGGGAACGGUCUUGGGCUCUAGACAGGGUGGCAGCAUCAAACAAGACAGUGGAGGCUGGACCCCCAUCAUCUGGGCUGCAGAGCACAAACACGUGGAGGUCAUCCGAGCCCUGCUCAACAGAGGAGCUGACGUCACCAUCAAAGACAAGGAGACGAAUGUCUGCCUCCACUGGGCGUCGUUCGCGGGCAGCGUGGAGAUCGCUGAGCUGGUGUUGAACGCCGGGUGUCCGCUCACCUCCGUCAACAUGCACGGGGACACGCCCCUCCACAUCGCCGCCAGGGAGGGCUUCCUCGAGUGUGUCACGCUCUUUCUGUCCAGGGGGGCCGACAUCGACAUUAUGAACAGGGAAGGGGACACGCCUCUCACCUUGGCGCGUCCUGAUUCGCCAGUUUGGGUGGCGCUCCAGAUUAACAGGAAGUUGCGGAGGGGGAUAGCCAAUCGCAUGCUUCGAACGGAGAAGAUCAUCUGCAGUGACGUGGCCCAGGGCUACGAGAACGUGCCCAUCCCCUGUGUGAACGCCGUGGAUGACGAGGGCUGCCCCUCGGAUUACAAAUACGUCUCGGAGAACUGUGAGACCUCAGCCAUGAACAUCGACCGCAACAUUACACACUUGCAGCACUGCAGCUGCACAGAUGACUGCUCCUCCAGUAACUGCCUAUGUGGACAGCUCAGCAUCCGCUGCUGGUAUGACAAGGACCAGCGGUUGUUGCAGGAGUUUAACAAGAUCGAGCCUCCUCUCAUAUUCGAGUGUAACCUGGCCUGCUCCUGCUACCGCACCUGCAAGAACAGGGUGGUGCAGGCUGGCAUUAAAGUGCGUCUGCAGUUGUACCGGACAGAGAAGAUGGGUUGGGGGGUACGGGCUUUACAAGACAUCCCCCAGGGAAGCUUCAUCUGCGAAUAUGUUGGGGAGCUGAUCUCUGAUGCAGAGGCUGAUGUAAGGGAAGACGACUCGUAUCUCUUCGACCUGGACAACAAGGACGGGGAGGUGUACUGCAUUGACGCUCGUUACUAUGGCAACAUCAGCCGUUUUAUCAACCACCUGUGCGACCCCAACAUCAUCCCGGUGCGAGUGUUCAUGCUGCACCAGGAUCUGCGCUUCCCCCGCAUCGCCUUCUUCAGCUCGCGGGACAUCCUCACAGGGCAGGAGUUAGGGUUCGACUAUGGAGACCGAUUUUGGGAUAUUAAGAGCAAAUACUUCACUUGCCAGUGUGGAUCAGAGAAAUGCAAACACUCUGCAGAGGCCAUCGCCUUGGAGCAAAGCAGGCUUGCACGGCUGGAGGCUUGCCCAGAAUCAGGAUCUGACCUUGGGCUUACAAUGCUAGGAAACUCCUAGGCAUCGCUUGAGGCCUGUAGCAUGUUCUGUUAGCUAUUUUGUCAUGUUACUUUAAUUUCCCUGUCAGUGUGUGCAGUUACUGUUUAGAUGAAUCGCACAAGUGAGGCCUUCAUACCUUUGUACGGGACGUGAAAGACUAGGACAAUAAAUACAGUAUAUCUUUACUGUAAUGGUGCUCUGCUCUUUUGCAAGAAAAAUCAUUCAGUUGCACAGCUAUACUAUGAAAUACCAGGUGUGCUAAGGUUUUUGCUGUGCCAAAUAGCGCAGUGUAUUUUAUGGAACUCUACAGGAACACAUCAGUCCACUGCUGUGAAACUCAUUACAUUAUGGAACUAAGGGUUGCAUUAAGGUCAUAUUCAGUAUGUCUGCUUCAUGUUUUUUUAUAUAUAUAUACAUGCAUUUGUUUUGUUCAAAAUGUAAUAAAUUUGAGUAUAAAUUG